Molecule: messenger RNA, 1349 nt
Organism: Schistosoma rodhaini
Lineage: Eukaryota; Metazoa; Platyhelminthes; Trematoda; Strigeidida; Schistosomatidae
Source: the annotation of a GenBank genome assembly
AUUUGUUUGUUUUGACUUCCCACUGAAUAACCUUGUGGUUGCGCUCCUCACCAACUUUUGUAGGUCAACUACUAAAAAGUUACCCAUGACGGAGGACCCAGAAGACAAUGAAAAGCCUAAGAAACCUACAACACACGAUGAGCGUGGUGCAGCAGAUCUGGAACGUGUUACUGAUUACUUUGAAGAGAAGGAGCUUAGUGUUGGCCUAGAUGCAGUCAAAGCUGUGUCAGAUACAGCUGGUGAUGCUGACAAAGCUCAGAAACAAAAACUAAUGUUAAAGAUUAAAGUCAAAAACGAAGAUGUGUCACUCAUUAUAUCAAUAAAUGAUUUGAAUAUGUACAGGGACGCUGUUUCCUGACCACUGGCAUUUUCGUUCAUCUCCACCACUCUCUUGAUUAAACCAAACAAGUGCAACACACUGGCUUCGCCCAAGCUGAUAUAUGCAACUUUCAUUAUAUACGUCCAAUAUAGCUUACUCUCUGACACGACUGUACAGUUAUUCUAACAUAGCUUUCAAUUACUCCUUUUCAUUUCCGCAUCCUUAUUUAGAGCGUAACAAGUGUGUUAUGUCUUCUAGACCACCAUGUACAUAAACCAAUGCUAGUCAGUGAAAAAGUUGAUACUAACCAGCGAAGCUCGUGACUGUCCGUCUGAAAUAUGCGGCAAGUAAUUGAUGGAUUUCCCAAUAAAGUCUCCAGUUCAGAAACCAUUAAACUGGUGGCCUAAGGUAGACCACAAAGACGCAUUUUACCACCUGUGUUUAUUGAUUCCUCAUAUCCCUGUUUAUUACCGUUGUGUUUUGCAAAAGCAACGACUUACGACUCACAUUAGCCAAAGUGGCUGUUUUGUGAGAUGUCCGCUCUCUAUGGAACUGACACGUCCUUAUAAACAUACUUCUAGUGUCGUGGCAAGAACUAAGCAAUAGGUGCCCACGGAACGGAUUUCUAUGCUUUUUCUAGGGUUAGAACUUAGAGUGGAUGUUUAAAUACAGCAAGAUUUUGCUUAAAAAUGGGUUGCAUUGCCUGGCAACACCUUUUAAGAUGUAAUUGCGUAUUUCGAUUGCACGUUGGAUUAAAAGACUUGUUUUUCAUUUCAGUGUCAAGAACUCGAAGUUAGCAAAUUUACGGCGGAACGAUGUCUAAAAGAACAUCAGGGCAACGUUUUCGAAACACUGGUCGCACUGUGCAAAUAGCCAUGAACAAAUACUUCUAGGCGCCACAACCAAGACUUAUUUCAAGCAAUGGUCAAUACAUUUAGGAAUUUGAAUUUCUAUUAUGUACAUCAUUUGAGUAAAUGAGAAUGGUUUCUGUACAAUAAAAACAAAGAGUCAAUUAAAUAUCGUUAUGUUU